AUGGAGAAAGGAACAGGCGGCAACGACGAAGAGAUGAGGAAUGAGUCGGAGGACGAGGUCAGAGGCGAGACGAGAGACGAGAGAAGAGAGACGGCGAAAAGAAGAGGAUGGAGGCUGCAGCCGCUUAGGAAUUGGAUCAAGAGGAUGAUGAAGAAGGCUCGACAAAAGGGGAGGAGGAGAGGCGCGGUGGGGAUCGAAAGAAGCAGAGAGCAGAAGCCCAAGAAGCAGGAGAGGAAGCAUGGACAAAUUAUGCACUAA
Colletotrichum spaethianum is the source of this 258-nucleotide messenger RNA. RefSeq lists its product as uncharacterized. Lineage: Eukaryota; Fungi; Ascomycota; Sordariomycetes; Glomerellales; Glomerellaceae. The record is from RefSeq and is a predicted model, not a curated record. The transcript has a single exon. Bases 1 to 258 code for a protein of 85 amino acids.